CAGCAGCCAGGAGCACAGUCGAGCCCUAACAGCCGUCGUGAAAACAUCUCAUAAAUACGAAAUCGAAACCUAAGCAAAAGCAAGAAUGGCACCUUCAAACAUGGAUUAUGAGAACGAAGUGCAGACCACCGAGUGCUACACACACAAGAAGUUCAAGACCUCCGCCUACACUCACAAGAAGUUCAGCAAAAAGGCCAGCAGCAGCGGCAAAGAGAAGGAGGCAGUCGCCACUACCUCGCCCACUCCACUCUUCCGGCCAUACGCCCUCAGCGAAAACACGCCGCGAAAGCGUCGUCAGGUGACGGAGAUCCAGCAGCAUCAACCGCAGUACCACUCCCUGCCUCCCACACCGCCCACCACCCCGCCGCAACAUCAGCAACAGCUACAGCAUUCGCAAUAUCCAGUGACUUCGCCACUUCCGGCCACCACCAUGCCGUCGCACACACCGGUCUUAAGUCACCAGGCCUACGCCUACAUGCUGCAGAAGCAGCGGACCGUGCUCCAGAUGCGUCAACUGCUCAGCAUCAAUCCGGAUGCCAACACUUGGCCUGUGGAAUGGCGUCAGGCCCUACAGGCGCUGCUGCAUCAGUGAGGACGGAUCCGUGGAUUCCCGAACCUAACGCAACGGAGUGAUUUGCCUAGCAACCAGUGAUAAUACUUUUAAGUGCCACCUGGACAAAUUGUACGAUAUUAACGGAAGCGAGACGUAUUAGCGUAGUCCUAGAAUAAUUGUAAAUAUCUCUAACAUUUAAAUAUAUAAAUACAACAUUCAAAAAUGAAA
This is a messenger RNA of Drosophila kikkawai, 781 nucleotides long. RefSeq lists its product as uncharacterized. The record is from RefSeq and is a predicted model, not a curated record. Lineage: Eukaryota; Metazoa; Arthropoda; Insecta; Diptera; Drosophilidae.